CAACAAACAACGCCAGUGCCCAAAAUCAACUUUCCCACACCGACCUCAUGGCCAGCAAUAUCCCCGCUAGCUUGAAAUCCGCGGAUAUCGGGCGAUUUGCCCUCAGGGCAGCUCAGCUUGAACGCGCAAAGCCCGUCGUGGCCUACUGGUGCAACUUCUGGAUUGUGAAUCAAAUUAUUGAGAGAGGGCUGCACACUUCUGAUGAUGAGGUCAAGCUGUAUACGACGGAGCUGGUGGACAAACUGGAGGAGUUCAAGAACGAAAACCCCGACAAUGACGCUGUGACGGAUGCUGUCGCAGCCAAUGCAUAUGUAGAGCAAUUUGCUUUGGAGGUCCUUGGGCGUGCGGAGGCGACGAUGAAGGCCAACAAAGUGACGAAACAAACAGCAGAUACAUUCCAGGCGGCUGCCACCUUCCUAGAAUUAUGCCAAAUCUGGAACCCUCCGGAUGCCGAAAUCGCUGCGAAGAUCAAGUUCGCCAAGUACCACGCUGUCAGAAUCAUCAAAGCAAUCAAAGCUGGAGAAGAUCCGAAUGCGUCGAAUCCCGUCGCCGCUGAGGAGGAGGAAGAUGCUGUGGCUGAUCUAGAGCCUAGACCAGAUGAUCCGGAAGUGCAGGCCAUUGUCGGAUCCCUGCCCGUCCAGCCGAGGCAGCCGUCCGUAGAGGACGUCCAGGAGGACUCCGAAGAAGCGUCGCAAGCACCGCUUGUUCUACCAGACACACCAAACACGACGAGAUACCGUGCCCCUGCUUACCAGCGGACUGGGUCACCUUCCGAAGCCAAAGCGGAGGACGAUACGGAACAAGGACUGGAGCUACCAUCUGCACCGGAGAAAUUUGCAUCUUCAUCGGACCCCGUACCUGAUCUCCCGGACACCCCUGGGAAAAUAGACGGGAAUCGUGCUCCUGCGCCUUCCGACUCAUUCCAUUCCUUUCCCCCGCCAUCCAACAUGGGGCCCGCCACUCCAGCCGCGCCCUCUCAUGAUGCCAGCUAUUUUUACAGCAAGCCAUCACCUAAUACCGCAGUGCCUCCACCCUUCGUGCAGUCGACGUCAGGCACCGUCCCUGUAGUCAGCCGCCCAGCGCACCAGAACUUCCCGAGCCCCACGCCUCCUGCACCAGCACCUGUUGCUUCGCAUUCUGGUCCGACGAAUGCGCAGCCAGUUGAUGAUCAAGCUAUUGCGCUUGCGCAGAAGCACGCUCGCUGGGCGGUAUCGGCCUUGACAUUCGAUGAUGUCAAUACGGCUAUCAAAGAACUCAGGAACUCACUGCGCUACUUGGGAGCGGAAUGAGGAGACCGUCCAUGUAUACCUAGCUCAGCAAACGUUGUUUGUCUUUAGAGAUACCUCUUGCCCAAUUCUGUUGUUGAUGAGUGCCAGCACUUGUUUGAUGGCGUGACCUUUCC
Aspergillus japonicus CBS 114.51 is the source of this 1402-nucleotide messenger RNA. RefSeq lists its product as uncharacterized. The coding region runs from base 48 to 1289 and encodes 413 amino acids. Lineage: Eukaryota; Fungi; Ascomycota; Eurotiomycetes; Eurotiales; Aspergillaceae. The transcript is spliced from 4 exons. Gene Ontology annotation, cellular component: multivesicular body. Gene Ontology annotation, biological process: late endosome to vacuole transport via multivesicular body sorting pathway. The record is from RefSeq and is a predicted model, not a curated record.